Gordionus sp. m RMFG-2023 is the source of this 1098-nucleotide messenger RNA. RefSeq names its product protein Wnt-2b-A-like. The coding region runs from base 1 to 1098 and encodes 365 amino acids. NCBI's taxonomy places the organism in Eukaryota, Metazoa, Nematomorpha, Gordioida, Chordodea, Parachordodidae. Gene Ontology annotation, biological process: multicellular organism development; neuron differentiation; canonical Wnt signaling pathway. The record is from RefSeq and is a predicted model, not a curated record. Gene Ontology annotation, cellular component: extracellular region. The transcript is spliced from 5 exons. Gene Ontology annotation, molecular function: frizzled binding; cytokine activity.
AUGCCUAUGAACAUUCAAAAGAUCCAAACCUUUCAAUCUACUUUCAGAUGUUGUACUUCUUGGUUUAUCAGUAAACUAUCCACCCAAUCCUUAGGUAUGGGAUCUCUAUUAUGCAAUACCAUUCCAGGACUCAUGAAAAAUCAAAAGCACUUGUGCCAUAAUUACCCGGAAUCCAUGAUAAUCUUAAGAAACGGCCUAAAAAUGGGAGUCAGAGAGUGCCAAAAUCAAUUCCAUAAACAUAGAUGGAACUGUUCAAUGUUAGAUCAAAAUUCUUACUUUUUAGGGAAGUUUUUACUUAAGGGCACAAGAGAGACGGCAUUCUUGUAUUCCAUAUCAUCUGCCGGAAUCGCUUAUUCUCUCAUCCGAUCUUGUAGUAGAGGUGAAAUGAAGGGUUGCGCUUGCGACCCUCGCAAAAUCAAUGGCAAAGUGGACAUAGAUUAUACCGGACAAUUAUUCACUUGGGCUGGGUGUUCAGACAACAUAGAUUUUGGCUGCAAAUUUUCGAGAAUAUUCAUAGAUGCCAAGGAAAAGUUGCAACGAGAUGGCAGAGCACUCAUGAAUAUCCAUAACAACAAAGUUGGGAGGAAGGCAGUAAAAAAAGCCGUCAAGUUAGAAUGCAAAUGUCAUGGGAUGAGUGGUUCAUGCAAUAUACGCACUUGCUGGAGGUCAAUGAAUAAUUUCGCUGUCAUAGGCAAAUAUUUGAAAACGAAAUAUGACAAUGGGUAUCCCAUUAUGAUAAACCAAGAUGGCUCCUCUUUGAUAGCCAAAAGAGAUACCCGAAAACAACCAAAAAUGUCGGAUUUAGUAUAUUUAGAGGAUUCUCCUAGCUUUUGUCAACAAAAUCUACACGCAGGCUCCAUGGGAACUGCUGGAAGACCAUGUAAGAAAACUUCCUUAGGGCCCGACGGCUGCUUGUUACUAUGUUGCGGAAGAGGUUACGAUACUAGAUUAGUGAUGAAGAUUUAUAAGUGUCAUUGCAAAUUUCAGUGGUGUUGCAAAGUUAGGUGCAAGGAAUGCCGUAAAUGGACCGAAGAAUAUUUUUGUAAGGGUGAACCCAAAUUAGAAUGGAAUAGCAUUCAACAUUAUGUCAAUUAUUGA